UGAAAUGCAUGGACAGACGGCGAGCAUCGGAAGCCUUUGACGGGCAGUUGGCCGCACGUGUCUUCAUAGAGAUACGGUCGCUUUCUACUCAACCUCCUUUACUUGAAUUAAUUUGCACGUACAAUUACAUUGCUCAUCCUGCUUCAGCAACUUGUUUCAGCCACCGUACCUACUGAUCCUCUCUAAUUUAGCAAUAAUGGAGUCGGAAACUUCAGAUUGAGGUGCAAAAGGUGGUAUAUAUUCUGGCACAGACUGAGCAGUGCAUUAGGAAGAGAAAAGAGACAUGGGGUUGAAGUGGAAGUCGGAUAAGCAUAUCAAUAUUAUUGUGGUUAUUUUUGGUGUAUUGGGUUUGAUGGCAGAGGUUUGUAAUGGUGGAAUAACAAGUAAUUACGUUAGAAAUGAUGAUUUAGGUCGGGAUAUGCCAUUAGACAGUGAUGUCUUUCGAGUUCCACCUGGCUACAAUGCCCCACAACAGGUUCAUAUAACUCAAGGUGAUCAUGUUGGGAAGGGUGUGAUUGUGUCUUGGAUUACUCCAGAUGAACCAGGUUCAAGCACGGUGGUUUAUUGGGCAGAGAAUAGUGAGGUCAAGCAUAGUGCUCAAGGCAUAAUUCUGACUUACAAGUACUUCAAUUACACUUCUGGAUUCAUUCAUCACUGCACUAUUCACAAUUUGGAGUUUGACACCAAAUACUAUUAUGAAGUUGGGAUUGGGAACACCACAAGACAGUUUUGGUUUACAACUCCUCCUAGUGUUGGUCCUGAUGUUCCUUAUACUUUUGGAGUUAUAGGGGAUCUUGGUCAAACUCACGAUUCAAACAGAACACUUACACAUUAUGAAUUAAACCCUGCUAAAGGACAGACGGUUUUGUUUGUCGGAGACCUCUCUUACGCCGAUGACUAUCCAUUUCAUGACAAUGCCAGAUGGGAUACAUGGGGGAGAUUCGUAGAAAGAAAUGCUGCUUAUCAACCUUGGAUUACCACUGUUGGGAAUCAUGAAAUUGAUUUUGCUCCACACCUUAAUGAGACUAAGCCCUUCAAGCCUUACACAAAUCGUUAUCACGUACCAUACAAAGCUGCUCACAGUACAUCUCCUCUCUGGUAUUCCAUCAAAAGAGCUUCAGCAUAUAUCAUAGUUUUGUCUUCUUACUCAGCUUAUGGUAAAUACACUCCUCAGUAUAAAUGGCUUGAAAAGGAGCUACCUAAAGUGAACAGGACAGAGACGCCGUGGCUUAUUGUUAUUAUGCAUUGUCCUCUGUAUAGUAGUUACGUACACCACUACAUGGAAGGAGAGACUAUGAGAGUAAUGUAUGAGAAAUGGCUGGUGGAGCAUAAAGUUGAUGUUGUCUUUUCCGGUCAUGUUCAUGCCUAUGAACGAUCUGAACGUGUGUCAAACAUUGCAUACAACAUUGUGAAUGGACUUUGCAAUCCCAUAAGCGACCAAUCUGCUCCAGUCUAUAUAACAAUUGGAGACGGAGGAAACUUAGAAGGAUUGGUGACCGAAAUGACAGAGCCACAGCCAAGCUACUCAGCUUAUCGGGAAGCUAGCUUUGGACAUGGAAUUUUCGAUAUAAAGAACAGAACUCAUGCAUAUUUUAGUUGGCAUCGGAAUCAGGAUGGCUAUGCAGUAGAGGCUGAUUCCUUAUGGUUUCACAACCGAUACUGGAAACGCUUUCAAGAAUCAUCAGUAGCUGCAUUGUAAUACCAAGAGCUAUUAAUAGUCCAGAACCAGUCGCUUAACCAAGUUUUUACUUUUCUACCUUACUUCUAAACUUUUAUCUUGCUCAUGUAAGGAUGUUUGAAAAGAAAGUGAUCUUUUAUGGUAUCAUUUGAUAGUACUAGUCAUACUGUAUAUAUUAUCAAUAAGUAUCAAAUAAAACAUUCAACUUCCAAUCUUGUUAAUUUUUAA
Molecule: messenger RNA, 1906 nt
Organism: Ziziphus jujuba (common jujube)
Lineage: Eukaryota; Viridiplantae; Streptophyta; Magnoliopsida; Rosales; Rhamnaceae
Product: purple acid phosphatase 2
Exons: 8
Coding region: 284-1699 (471 amino acids)
Molecular function (GO): metal ion binding; acid phosphatase activity; protein binding
Source: RefSeq, a predicted model, not a curated record